CUAGGCCCCCGCCUGCCGUUGUUGGCGUUCUUGACGCAGCCGCUCUAGGCAGCAGGAGGUGGCUCUAUGGCCCGGCGGGGCCGGUGUCCGCUGGUGGGCCGGUGCCCGCGGGCCGGGGGCAGCGGCCGGGUGAUGGAGGGGAGAAUCCUCUCAGGCCUUCCCUAGGAGACUCGAGGCAGACCCCGUCGCUCUCGUACCCCUGCAAGAGCCCCGGCGGCCUGGGCCCGGCAGCGGUGCAGAAAGUUUUUUUGUGAAGAAAUGGCUUCCAGCACUGGAAAUGAAAACAAUGUGAAUCCUGUGCUCAGAAUAAGUCAACUUGAUGCUCUUGAACUAAACAAAGCCCUGGAACAACUAGUAUGGUCUCAGUUUACCAGCUGUUUUCAUGGAUUUAAACCAGGGGUGUUGGCUCAUUUUGAACCAGAAGUAAAAGCAUUUUUAUGGCUUAUAUUAUGGAGAUUCACUGUCUAUUCCAAGAAUGCAACUGUGGGACAGUCUAUUCUGAAUAUUCAAUACAAGAAUAAUUUAUCUCAGACAGAGAAAUACCAACCUCUGAGCAAACACCAGAAGUUAUGGUAUCUUAUUUUCACUGUUGGUGGAAGAUGGUUGGAAGAAAGAUGUUACGAUUUAUUUAGCAAUCGUCAACUGCAAUCAUUCAGCAAAAUUAAGAGUUAUAUUAACUUUGGAGCUGGACUUCUUAAGAUCUGUGGACUUAUAAAUUUUCUGAUUUUUCUUCAGAAAGGAACAUUUGCAACACUUACAGAACGGAUUCUAGGAAUUAGGUCAGUUUUUUGCAAGCCGCAAAGUGUUCGUCAGGUAGGAUUUGAAUACAUGAACAGGGAGCUCUUAUGGCAUGGCUUUGCUGAAUUUCUGAUCUAUCUGCUACCACUUAUUAAUGUACAGAAACUGAAACUUAAAAUGUCUUCUUGGCGUUUGCCUAUUGGUGGUCUUUCCAAGAGUGAAAACACUUUAGCAGCUCACUGCAAGGAAUGUUCCCUAUGUGGCGAAUGGCCUACCAUGCCUCAUACCAUAGGCUGUUCGCAUGUUUUUUGUUACUACUGUAUUAAAAGUAAUUACUUAUUUGAUAUGUAUUUUACAUGUCCUAAAUGUGGCUCAGAGGUACACAGUCUUCAGCCACUAAAAUAUAAAAUCGAAAUGACAGAAUUGCAUGCCUGAUACAAGAUCGAUUUGCUUUUAUACUGUACUCGAAAUAUUAUGUUAAAGAGAUUAAUGGAAAAAUUCAGAGGUUGUUGUAAACAGACAGCUUAAAGGUGGUUUUGGAGACUGUAAUUUGUUGUAACAUAUGUCUCUACUGGUCUUAGUUUUUUACUCAGUAACAGUGCCAACUUGCUUCUCUGAAGGGAAGAAAGAAAGGAGUUCACCAUCUCUUCUAUUCCCUCAGACUACUUGAUCCCAAUUUGGUACUCCUAUCUUCUCAAGUCAUUCCUUAGAUCUAGAGUCCGUCAGGCUGCCACUUCCUAGCUGCAUGCUAUAUACUUCCCUCAAAGACACAAAAGAUGCCCAGUAAGCCCGUACCCAUUUUGUGGAUUUUCUCAAGGUCAUUGUAAAAGCUUCUUCCAUUAUCAACUUAGCUAGUAGAUGGAUAUAGUGGGAAAGUCAUCCUUGUCAUGCCUAAAGAAUAAUUUCAAAUUUGAAUAUUUUAAAUUUAAUUUCUGCUGUGAUGUUCCACUGCAAAAAGGAAAGGUGUAAAAUGAAUUGUCAUCUCAGCAGAUUAUUAGUUUUCAUCAUACUCACUCACCAUAACAGGACAUACACUUUCUCUAACUCAGAAUUGCUUUCUUACCAAUAGACCAUAAGCUUUAAGUGAUUCAUCAGGUAGACAAGUAGAUACUCCAUAGUUAGCGUGUGCCUACAAGAGAUAUAGCCACUUCCUGUGCAAAUACAGUGCACCUUCUAGAACUUAAUGAGAUGACUGAACUAAUUUUUCUUAGUCAGCCAUAUAUAUAUGCCUGUGAUCUUCAGUGACGUAUAUAUGACCACCUCCCACUUCUUCCUAUAAAGCUGAGGGACGAAGUCCAUCGUCCAUUGGAAUGGGGCAGCUGCCCAAGGUAACCUGCUUUCUUCUGAGUCAGACACUGGAGAAAACUGUUUACUCAUAAGAUGACAUCUUUGGGACUUGUGACUUUUUUAAUGUGGUUGAGGUGGGUGCCAAACCUCACUAAUAGCUCACUACCACACAGAAAAAAGAUCACGCAGAGUUAUGUGCAGGUAGAUAUAUUAAAAAAAUAGGUAACUCUUCCUGGUUUUUACUAUUACUAUUUGUUUUCUCUGUUGGCUUUGCAGUAUUUUUAUUAUUCCUUCUUUUAACACUUUAUCCAUUUAUUCUCUGACCUGGUUUUAUAAUUUUUUUUUUUUUUUUAUUUCAGUCCUUUUUUAACAGGAAGUCUUACCCAGAAGUGUCUCAUUAGCAUAAAAAUACGUUGCAUCCUAUUUUGGAUCUUAAAUCAAUUCUCAAACUUACAUAGUUAAAUGGAGUAAAUCACUUUUUGGUGGCUGUGUUCCUGAUUGGCUGUCAUCAAUAGUCAGUCCCCAAAAUAGUAUGGUAACAACUGAUCCAAUAUCUUUGAUCUACUUUUAUGAAAUGGUUUAUUACAUUCUUCAGUGUCUGAUUAAAACAACCCACCAGCCUAUUUGUUUGAAGAUCUUAAAUUCUAGGUUUUGAUCUUUAGAGUGACACACAGUGCUUUCAUCUGAUGCAAUUAAAUAUAGUUAGCGGGUUUGUAAGUAUCUUUGGGCAGCCCAAAACUUCAUUAAUUCUGCUGCUGUUCUGUGAGUCAACAGAGACUUCAGAGCAACUGCUUCCAGAUCCUGUGCCGCAAUAUAUUACUUGCCAUCAAAUGUGUAUAUCAGCAGCCUGCUGAAUUUCAGUUACUCACCGUUGCAGUUUGAACCAGCAGGUACAAAUCUGUCUUUAUUAGAAGUAUCAAAACUGGCAAGUCCAUUAGAGAAUAUUCUGGAGUCACUUGCUGGUCCUGAAGUGAUUCUCUAUGAAUUGUCUCUCCACAUCACUUAAAUAGCUAUUCCCAACCCUCUCUGACUUCGAGGUGGUCAGUUCAACCUUCACUGAGUAGUAGUCACAACUUGGAUUGAUGAGGUCAAGGUUUCAACCUGCAUAUUGCUAAACUACUUGUUACCACGUUAGCUUUUUAGGACUCCAAAAUGAAUACUCAGCAGUUUCUUUAUAGCACUGUUAAAAUAAAAAAACACCUUUUUUUCAUAUUGUAGUUCUGUUUUGUUGUGUCUUGUGAUAUAUGAACUGAAGUCUUGAAGAUAUUAUAGGAAAAAAAUAGUUAAUUUGUAGACUAAUCAAAGGAUUAUUAAUUCUUCAUAGUAACUGCAUUGAUAAUUUGUCCUCAUAAGCAUUAUAUUUUCAAGUUAAAACUACUAUAAUAAAGGACUAAGAUAUAUCUAGUGAUGCUUCCUGCAGCAGAAGGAGUAAAAUUUAUUUUGAAAUGUUAAUCUCUUCAGUCAUUUUCUCUAAACAAAAGGGUUUUAGUGUUCAUGUACCAUGAGAAUGUACUUCUGGGCAGUUGUAUGUGCAUCAGGGAAAAGGAUAAAUGUCUAGAAUUUAAGAAAGCUAAAAGACCAGAACUUUCAUUCACUCUUGGAUAGGAGUUACAGCUCUGUAUUAAGUUGUAUUUGUGCUCUGUUGUGUGUCUGUGUGAUACACAAACGUUUUUAUUGUAUCAGAAAUCAAAAAAGCCAUAACUGAAACAGACUAAUUAUAUUCAUAAACACAUCAGAAAACUUUUAAUAUCUUCAUUUGAAUAAGAAUUACUAGUUGUCAGGUGUGAUUUUUUGAUGCAUUUAGAUGAAGGAAGUCGGAGAAUGUUGAUUCCUUGCUUCCACAAACCACCACCACUCCAUCUACUCUGUGUGCUCUGAGAGGUCUUGUUUAAGUGAUGUUAUGGAAGUCUUAAAAUCAGGAGUUUCAAUAUUCUGUAAAAUAAAUGGCAGGGAUAGUAUCUGCUUUCUGUAUUACCUGGAAAUAUUUCUUUAUUUUUCCAUAAGUGUGAGAUGAGACAAGCAAGGAUGAUCUCAACAAAAUGGUGAAGACAUGAUGUUAAGAACGAUAAAAAAUAUAUUUCCUAAGUACAAUCUAAUUAAUAUUCUUAUUUGAGAAUUACUACAGUUGUUAUCUGGCAUAUAUCAUUCUUAUGAAAACAAAGUUGACAAAUAAAAGAUACUUUUAACAGGA
Tyto alba (common barn owl) is the source of this 4216-nucleotide messenger RNA. RefSeq names its product peroxisomal biogenesis factor 2 (gene PEX2). The coding region runs from base 259 to 1173 and encodes 304 amino acids. Gene Ontology annotation, biological process: protein import into peroxisome matrix. Gene Ontology annotation, molecular function: zinc ion binding. The record is from RefSeq and is a predicted model, not a curated record. The transcript has 2 exons. Lineage: Eukaryota; Metazoa; Chordata; Aves; Strigiformes; Tytonidae. Gene Ontology annotation, cellular component: peroxisomal membrane.